Messenger RNA from Xylaria bambusicola, 2669 nucleotides. RefSeq lists its product as uncharacterized. Bases 456 to 2594 code for a protein of 712 amino acids. The record is from RefSeq and is a predicted model, not a curated record. Lineage: Eukaryota; Fungi; Ascomycota; Sordariomycetes; Xylariales; Xylariaceae. The transcript is spliced from 3 exons.
UGUGGCGGAGAGACAUCGCCGAGUAUUUUCUCUCUCGGCCGGUUGUGUGUUGUGAUUCGAAGCCGCCGUUUCCCCGCAGGCUGAGGUGCAUAUAAAAACUGAAAAGACCUGAGGCUGGCCAAACAGAAUUCGUCCUAUGUUUUACCACAUUCGUAUAACAUCUGGUCCUGAAUGCCGAUCAUAUAAUCUGCCAGAACAAAAUCCUUGCAAAGCAAUUUUUCUCGUCGCUUUUUGAGUCAUCAUAACACUUCAUUAGUUUCCUAAGGUCUCUUGCCAGCGACAUGACAGCCUGUUUAAUAGAAACACCAUAACUGCAAACAGGAAGCUAGCUAACCACGUAAAUGUCGGUUUGCACAUGGGUGAAUGGCCUGGCAUAGAAAUAGCUCUGACGACGGGCCCCGGUUGUAGCUAAGGCGAUACCAGGACAUCGGAAGAGCCAGCUACAGUAUCUUACUAUGGAUCCACACCAACUACAGAAAUGCAAAUGGACAGGAGGCUGUCCGAACAAUACUAUUAUCGGAGGCCCGUACUGCCAUGACCACAGGAGACAGUAUUAUGAAAUUCGACACCCACAGCCAGACAAGAACGACAAUUUCUGCAGUUCCUCGUCUAUACCAAGCAUCCCUAAGGACUCUGCGGCAACACGGUUGGGAAAUAGAUCGACUGAAAAUGGAUCGCUCAAUAGCCCCUACGCUUCCAGAGUACCACCCCCAAAACUCGACAAGAAGCAAUUUCAGGAUAUCAAGCAUGUUGCACGAAAGAGUGUCAAAUCGUCUUUGAGCUCUGGACAACCUCAGGCUUCCCCAGUAGCUGCUGUACAGAUGUUGCCUUCAGAUCUGCCAUCUGCGAACCCACGGCCUUUAAAGAGACAACGCGUCUCAGGUGUGCCAAAUUUAUCUGAGCCACGACCAAAGUCAAAUAGUUCGUUCUCUGAGAAUGGCAUUCCUCCAUUGUCUAAAAGAGGUAUGUUGAGACAGUCCGAAGAGAGAACUUAUAAACUUAGUGCGAUAGACGAUUUUGCACUUCGACCUAAGAAGAAAGAUGCCGUAAUUGAGCCGGCGAGGUCAAAUACGUACAAUGACCAACGACAGUCAUCCCGAGGCGACACUCGUCCCAGCAGUUCCGGCCGGCAACCGGCGCCGGUCUCGAAUCAACAGCCUCAAAGCAACGGUCUUAAUGGGCUUGCUCAUCCUGGAUCUCCCGUGAUUAUAGCUGAUGAUUCAGGAAGUACAUUACCACGGCCCAAGCCUCAGCCUCAGCCUCAGCCUCCCCCAAAGAAUUUUAUCCCAAAUGGAACCCCGGAGGUGGGUCGUCCAAUACCCAAGCCGCUGCUUGAUGGGAAAACCGAGCUAUUUCGCGAAAAAGUGAAUGUUGUGACACCAAGUAACAAACAAGGUCGGGAGGGGCCAAUCCAGCCGGGCGGUGUUGCUCAAGUUAAACAUGGCCCCUCUGCUUCUGUUGAACAAACCUCGAAGAAAAUAUACGCCCAAAAGGCCCCGCAGAGCACGAUCCCAAGCCCUUCCACUGUACAAGAUACUUCUCGACCUCGGCAGCCUAAUGGAUUGUCUCCCAAAUCAUCGGGCGAUAAACAGAGGGUGACUGCACCAACUCAAAAUAAUGGCUUGGGGCCCGUGUCUGUGAAUUCUUCCAACACUUCCAUACACCCGCAGCUACCGCCUACCAAGCAGCAUCAGCCUGUUAAUGGAGUUCGUCAAGCUUCUGUUGAAGAAGGAAACUCGAUACCAAUAAAAGGUUGGACUCCGAUCAACUUAGUUCGAAAGGACUCAAAACCGGAGCAAAGUCCAAUCACAAAGGCCACCAAGACCAAGCAAAUUACACCUGUCCCCGAGGUAAUAAGCCCUGUCCCUCAGGAAACGAGACUCGUAUCACCAGAUCAAAAUCAUAACAUGCAGUCACCUGUGCCACUUGUGCCACCAGUACAGAUCAUGCAAUCCACACCUGCUACUACACCUGUUACCGUGACUGAAACAAGCGAACCGCCUUCAUCAAGGGGCCAGGGGCCUUUGUCAGCUUUGUUAGGCGAUCGAGAAUGGAAAAAGAUGUCUCCUGAAGAACGGCGACUCUUCUGGGUUUCUCAGCACGAUGCAGAUGCAUUCGAUGCUCAGAUAUAUAGCGAGAAUAACCGACCAUUUCGGCCUGGAGACAAAUUAUUCGGACUACCAGAAGAUGAGUUGCCCCCACGGCCGAAGCGUGCCGCAACGCACUUUGAUUACAUUGACCCGAGACCCUCGGUGCCCGUUUACCGGUUUGAGGAGUGGUAUGAAAAGAAACAGGACGAGAUUAAGAGUCGUGGCGGCCGCAAGGCAAACUUUGGGAAGGCGGUCAAGCGACUGGCCCAGCAAAAAAGUGAAGCAUCGAAUCUCAGCCAGAAGACACAAGCCGCGGUACCCCAGCGGGUGCAGGAUAACCCGAAAUGGCUGGCCGCACUAGACAUCUUGAAGCAAAUCGAGGCUCAAAAUCGAGCGAAGAAGAGAAGGGCAAGGCUCGCCAAGCAAAAAGAGACGCCGGCGUCGGCAAAUGAUUCCUUCUUCGCCUGUAGACAUGGAAUUAAGCAACUCAGCAUCAGCGAUUGAACGGCUGGCGAAUCACCAGAACUGCACUUCAUGAUCAUUUACUUGCACGCACAUGGCAAUGUGGCUGCGCCGUCU